AUGUCUCUUUUCUCUCUGCAAUUUCGAGCCAUGUUUAGAGCAAUGAACAAGAGAAAAGGUCGCCGGGGAUACGAUCAGUUGAUCAGCGAAUCCACCAUCGUCGACAAUCUACCGCCGGAGCCUAAGAUGAUCAGAUCCACAUCGUUGCCUGCAAAUUCCUCCAGCGAUUUUCCGGUGAAAGUAGAUCUCACAGACAAGCAAAUGAGAAAGGUGAGGAAAGUGCAUCCGCUCUACAGCUUAUUAGAGAAGAGGAGGAAGAAGAAGGCGACUGCUAAACCGGAGUUUUCAAGGUACUUGGAGUAUCUCAAGGAAGGAGAGUUUAGCCGACGACUUCUUCGUGGAAGAGUGGCGGCGUCGGCGACGACCUUACCCACCACUGGUUCUCGAGCAUCCUUCCGACAAACCAGAUUUCUUGCCUCUUGCCUUUCAAUUGUUGGCCCUAUCGUUCUUGGUGAUGAGAUGAUAGGAAGAGGUGGCGGUAUGGGGUUGGUAGGGUUGACAAGAGGCGGCGACAGUAUGGGAGAAGGAAGGCUCCCAGAGAAGCGUGGUCGGAGAAGGUGA
Molecule: messenger RNA, 561 nt
Organism: Lactuca virosa
Lineage: Eukaryota; Viridiplantae; Streptophyta; Magnoliopsida; Asterales; Asteraceae
Source: the annotation of a GenBank genome assembly